Centropristis striata (black sea bass) is the source of this 3562-nucleotide messenger RNA. Its product is annotated as macrophage mannose receptor 1-like. The record is from RefSeq and is a predicted model, not a curated record. Lineage: Eukaryota; Metazoa; Chordata; Actinopteri; Perciformes; Serranidae. The transcript is spliced from 16 exons. The annotation marks the transcript as partial.
CAUGAUGACUACAAACUCUCUCUGGAUUGGCCUUUUCAGGGACUCCUGGAACUGGUGGGAUGGAAGUAGCUCCUCCUUCAGGUACUGGAGCUCGGGACAACCUUCUGGUUUGUCUGCGUCUUGUGUGGCAGCAGAUUUUCGUAACUCUGGAAAAUGGGCGAACCAUGACUGCAGCUUGAGGAAACCAUUCAUUUGCUAUGAUCCAAGGCAGAAUGAGACAAGUCAGUACUAUUUUGUUUACGACCUGAAGACCAUGACUGAAGCACGAGAUUACUGUAGAAAGAGAAACGCAGAACUGGCAACUAUACACGACAUGCAGGACGUGACAACGCUGAACAACAUGGCAGAUUUAAGCCAGAUGCUCAGCUCCUCAGGACAAGCCUGGAUAGGGCUGUAUGGUGAAACAGACAGCUGGAGAUGGUCACUGUCAAACACAAGUGUCUAUGAAGACGUGGGGAUGGAGUUCAGACCAUGGUAUCCUGGAUACCCGCGAAAUCAUCACUGCAUAUUGAUUUCUACGAAUGGACAAUGGUAUGACAACAGUUGUGAAUCGCUCUAUCAUGCAGCCUGCAUGGAUGUCAGAGGAACAAAUGCAACAUUCGUCAUCACUCCAAACAGAAUGACAUGGACCGAGGCCCAGAGCUACUGCAGAAAGCACCACACCGACCUGGCCAGUUUGAGAAACCAAGCAGAGAACGCGCAGGUAAAGAACAUGAUGACUACAGAAUCUCUCUGGAUUGGCCUUUUCAGGGACUCCUGGAACUGGUGGGAUGGAAGUAGCUCCUCCUUCAGGUACUGGAGCUCGGGGAAGCCUACUGGUUUGUCUGCAGGUUGUGUGGCAGCAGAUUUUCGUAACUCUGGAAAAUGGGCGAACCAUGACUGCAGCUUGAGGAAACCAUUCAUUUGCUAUGAUCCAAGGCAGAAUGAGACAAGUCAGUACUAUUUUGUUUACGACCUGAAGACCAUGACUGAAGCACGAGAUUACUGUAGAAAGAGAAACGCAGAACUGGCAACUAUACACGACAUGGAGGACGUGACAAGGCUGAACAACAUGGCAGAUUUAAGCCUGAUGCUCAGCUCCUCAGGACAAGCCUGGAUAGGGCUGUAUGGUGAAACAGACAGCUGGAGAUGGUCACUGUCAAACACAAGUGUCUAUGAAGACGUGGGGACGGUGUUCAGACCAUGGUAUCCUGGAUACCCGCGAAAUCAUCACUGCAUAUUGAUUAAUACGAAUGGACAAUGGUAUGACAACAGUUGUGAAUCGCUCUAUCAUGCAGCCUGCAUGGAUGUCAGAGGAACAAAUGUGACGUUUGUCAUCACUCCAAACCCCAUGACAUGGACCGAGGCCCAGAGCUACUGCAGAGAGCACCACACCGACCUGGCCAGUUUGAGAAACCAAGCAGAGAACGAGCAGGUAAAGAACAUGAUGACUACAGACUCUCUCUGGAUUGGCCUUUUCAGGGACUCCUGGAACUGGUGGGAUGGAAGUAGCUCCUCCUUCAGGUACUGGAGCUCGGGGAAGCCUACUAGUUUGUCUGCAGGUUGUGUGGCAGCAGAUUUUCGUAACUCUGGAAAAUGGGCGAACCAUUACUGCAGCUUGAGGAAACCAUUCAUUUGCUAUGAUCCAAGGCAGAAUGAGACAAGUCAGUACUAUUUUGUUUACGACCUGAAGACCAUGACUGAAGCACGAGAUUACUGUAGAAAGAGAAACGCAGAACUGGCAACUAUACACGACAUGGAGGACGUGACAAGGCUGAACAACAUGGCAGAUUUAAGCCUGAUGGCCAGCUCCUCAGGACAAGCCUGGAUAGGGCUGUAUGGUGAAACAGACAGCUGGAGAUGGUCACUGUCAAACACAAGUGGCUAUGAAGACGUGGGGACGGUGUUCAGACCAUGGUAUCCUGGAUACCCGCGAAAUCAUCACUGCAUAUUGAUUUAUACGAAUGGACAAUGGUAUGACAACAGUUGUGAAUCGCUCUAUCAUGCAGCCUGCAUGGAUGUCAGAGGAACAAAUGCAACAUUCGUCAUCACUCCAAACAGAAUGACAUGGACCGAGGCCCAGAGCUACUGCAGAGAGCACCACACCGACCUGGCCAGUUUGAGAAACCAAGCAGAGAACGAGCAGGUAAAGAACAUGAUGACUACAGACUCUCUCUGGAUUGGCCUUUUCAGGGACUCCUGGAACUGGUGGGAUGGAAGUAGCUCCUCCUUCAGGUACUGGAGCUCGGGGAAGCCUACUAGUUUGUCUGCAGGUUGUGUGGCAGCAGAUUUUCGUAACUCUGGAAAAUGGGCGAAUCAUUACUGCAACUUGAGGAAACCAUUCAUUUGCUAUGAUCCAAGGCAGAAUGAGACAAGUCAGUACUAUUUUGUUUACGACCUGAAGACCAUGACUGAAGCACGAGAUUACUGUAGAAAGAGAAACGCAGAACUGGCAACUAUACACGACAUGGAGGACGUGACAAGGCUGAACAACAUGGCAGAUUUAAGCCUGAUGCUCAGCUCCUCAGCACAAGCCUGGAUAGGGCUGUAUGGUGAAACAGACAGCUGGAGAUGGUCACUGUCAAACACAAGUGUCUAUGAAGACGUGGGGACGGUGUUCAGACCAUGGUAUCCUGGAUACCCGGGAAAUCAUCACUGCAUAUUGAUUUAUACGAAUGGACAAUGGUAUGACAACAGUUGUGAAUCGCUCUAUCAUGCAGCCUGCAUGGAUGUCAGAGGAACAAAUGUGACGUUUGUCAUCACUCCAAACCCCAUGACAUGGACCGAGGCCCAGAGUUACUGCAGAGAGCACCACACCGACCUGGCCAGUUUGAGAAACCAAGCAGAGAACGAGCAGGUAAAGAACAUGAUGACUACAGACUCUCUCUGGAUUGGCCUUUUCAGGGACUCCUGGAACUGGUGGGAUGGAAGUAGCUCCUCCUUCAGGUACUGGAGCUCGGGGAAGCCUACUAGUUUGUCUGCAGGUUGUGUGGCAGCAGAUUUUCGUAACUCUGGAAAAUGGGCGAAUCAUUACUGCCACUUGAGGAAACCAUUCAUUUGCUAUGAUCCAGGGCAGAAUGAGACAAGUCAGUACUAUUUUGUUUACGACCUGAAGACCAUGACUGAAGCACGAGAUUACUGUAGAAAGAGAAACGCAGAACUGGCAACUAUCCACAACAUGGAGGACGUGACAAGGCUGAACAACAUGGCAGAUUUAAGCCUGAUGCUCAGCUCCUCAGCACAAGCCUGGAUAGGGCUGUAUGGUGAAACAGGCAGCUGGAGAUGGUCACUGUCAAACACAAGUGGCUAUGAAGACGUGGGGACGGUGUUCAGACCAUGGUAUCCUGGAUACCCGGGAAAUCAUCACUGCAUAUUGAUUAAUACGAAUGGACAAUGGUAUGACAACAGUUGUGAAUCGCUCUAUCAAGCAGCCUGCAUGGAUGUCAGAGGAACAAAUGUGACGUUUGUCAUCACUCCAAACCCCAUGACAUGGACCGAGGCCCAGAGCUACUGCAGAAAGCACCACACCGACCUGGCCAGUGUGAGAAACCAAGCAGAGAACGAGCAGGUAAAGAACAUGAUG